AUGAUUCGGGGAAAGAAAGUGGUCAAAGGGUCUCUGUUGCCCUCCGUGUUGGAGGAUGAAGGUGUGGAAACAGAGAGUGAAAAGCUUGUGGGUACUGGAAGCAGACCAUCCAGUCGGCCCAGGGAAUCUUCCAGAAGCAUUGUUGGUGAUGGCCUGGAGGUGAAUCAGAUGACCCCCCAGUGUCUGAGCCCAGGUGAGGAGGCGUCAGAUGUGGACGGAGGAGACACUGAGGAGGAGGAAGGUGACUCAAAGAAAGGCCCUGACAGAGGAGAGGCUGGAGGAGGAGCGUCCAUCACCGCUGAUGAAGAGUACGACACUGAUCUGGAGUUAGAAGAUACCAGACGACCCUACGAUCCCACAGGACAAGCACUCUACAAAGAGGUGUGCAAACAGCUCAAAGUCACCCCCGUCUCCCAUUUCUUGAGGAACGUCCAGAGGAGCGAGCUAUCUUUGGAACACCGCGGACUAGGCCCCCAGGGCACCAAAGCACUUACAGUUCCCUUGGUAACCAACACCUCCAUCCUGAAGCUGAACCUGAGGGAUAAUUGGAUGGAGGCUUUGGGUGGAGCUGCAGUAGCAGAGAUGUUGAAGGAGAAUUGUUACAUCACAGACAUUGAUCUGUCAGAGAACAGGCUAGGCGAACAAGGAGUCAAGGCUCUGUGCGUUAUGCUUCUGGAGAACACAACUCUGCUCUCUCUCUGCCUCUCCGGAAACCAGCUGGACGACAAAGUGGCCCCGCACCUGGCCCAAGCUCUGGCCGCCAACCAGAAGCUUCAGAAACUGGACUUAAGCCACAACCGAAUAGGAGACGUCGCAGGGGAAAUCCUUGGAAACGCCAUCGCAGAAAAUACUGGGAUGAAGUCACUCAAUCUGGCGUGGAACUGCAUCCGUGGAAAAGGGGCCAUAGCUUUAGUCAAAGGCAUCGCGGCAAAUAUAUUCCUUCAAGUGAUGGAUUUGUCAUACAACGGCCUCGGAAAAGAAGGCGCCAUCGCUCUCGGAGAGGCGCUGAAAGAAAACAACACACUCGAGGAGUUAAAUAUAAGCAACAAUCGCAUACCCCCUGAAGGUGCAAUCCAUUUUGCGAUGGGCCUGCGAGUGAACAAAACAAUCAGAAUCCUAAAAAUGUGUCGGAAUCCAAUGCAAUUCACCGGGUGUUACGCUGUGCUGAAGUCAAUACAAGGGAAUCCAGAGUCGGCACUGGAGUUCUUGGACUUCUCUGAUAUCACUGUAAACCAGGACUUCGACGACGUAUACGACAUCGUUAAAGAUAUGUUCCCUAACCUACAAGUGAAACACGGUGGACGGAUCGGCAGAUUCCACAAACCGCAGUCUUGA
This is a messenger RNA of Chanos chanos (milkfish), 1335 nucleotides long. RefSeq names its product leucine rich repeat containing 74B (gene lrrc74b). The record is from RefSeq and is a predicted model, not a curated record. Bases 1 to 1335 code for a protein of 444 amino acids. The transcript is spliced from 10 exons. Gene Ontology annotation, molecular function: protein binding. Lineage: Eukaryota; Metazoa; Chordata; Actinopteri; Gonorynchiformes; Chanidae.